CUCUGUUGUGUGUACAUUGCAGCUUUACUCUCCGGCUACUCGACUGCAAAAUAUGGAUAUUUAGGGUACUUGGUUUUGUUCAUCCAAAGGCAAGGAAAGCUCGGCCUCAGAACUUCAGUGAUCUUUGCUAAUUUCCAAAAAGGAUUAGGAGCAGUUUUUCGCGUUUUUUUGGUAUACAUGGCAAAAUUCCGCAUGGGUCUCGCCAGAAUGACUCUCUACACCUUUGCAACUUUCAUCUCUGGUUCUCAGCUAUUGUGGGUUAGUCCAUCCAAGAGGAGCUACCGUCGGCUUUUUCUUGUUGCACAGCUAUCAAUGCUGGGAGCGGGUUACGCUGGAGAAGGUCCUGCAAGUAAUGUUUUCCAGAGUCAGCUUGCAAAAGCCGAGAAAAAGUUACUGAAAAAGCCAGUGAACAAUCACCGGUCAACAAUAACAAAUGAUAGAGUUACACCUGAUCCGAUUAAUAUUUGCGAAGUGGGAACAGAUGGUAGAGUUACAACUUAUCCGAUUAAUAUUUGCGAAGAGGGAACCAAUGGAACAAUAACCAGGCCAGGAUGUACAUGUUAUCGUCCGGAUGAUUGGUUGGUUGGGUGUAUAGGACCAGCUGCAACUGCAAGAGAAAGUUGUGUAUGCUCUUUUUGGCGUGAACAAUACAAUUGGAAACCAGAUAUGUGUCCGAUUCUGAAGGAGGGAGUCCGAGAAGGAUUACGCACAUGUUGCUAUCCGGAGUUAAGCUGUACAGAGACGGAGAAUAGCCGCAGGAACUCAUCAGAAAACAAUCCCGACCAAAAGUCGGAGACGAACCCUCCAAAGGAGAAUGAGAUGGAUACUGUGCCAAUACAGCCACAGCAGGAAAAUACAAGAAAAAUGAGGAAUCGUAUAAGAAAAAAGUUAUUUGCUGCUAAACUUCCAGGGACAAUAUUGGGUACAGUGCUUGCAGCAGUGUUUUCUACCGAAGUUUGCAUCAAGAUUUCAACAGCAGUGACGAUUAUUUGUUAUAAUUUGUUCUUCUGGAUGGGUGCUCAAUGUUACGACCUUGGUGAAAUGGAGAAUUAUGCUAUAACGGGUGAAAACAAAUAUGGUGAAAUGGAGAAACGUGAUAAAAAGGAUGAAGAGAAAAUUGAUGGAAAGGAUGAAAAGCAAAAUCUGCUGGAUGCUUUAGUUCCAGAGUUAAAGAAAGCAGUAGAAGCGGUUCGAAAACUAUUACCUUUAUGGCUAACAUUCGCAUCUACAUGUUAUCUGGUUAAUGCAACAGCUGAUUCUUUAUUCAUGGAACAAGUUGAUUAUCUAGAGAACAACACCGAAGGCUUCAAGAUUCCUAAAUCCGUUUUCUAUUCCUUUCCGGAUGUUGUCUCCAUCAUAACCGGGCAGGUGAGCUAUUAUCUAGUCGAGCAGUUCUAUGAUGAAAAGAAAGAAGCGCGCUGAGCUAGGCUCCUCAGAAUCAGCAUUGGUAUGCUUUUUUCCUCUUUGUGUUUUUUGGUAAAGUGUAAAUUUUAUUAUCAAAACUUCUACCAUACACAAAGCAGCUCUUUAUAAUACAGGCUGCUACCAAUA
This is a messenger RNA of Rubroshorea leprosula, 1551 nucleotides long. Lineage: Eukaryota; Viridiplantae; Streptophyta; Magnoliopsida; Malvales; Dipterocarpaceae. The record is from the annotation of a GenBank genome assembly.